Molecule: messenger RNA, 1721 nt
Organism: Eufriesea mexicana
Lineage: Eukaryota; Metazoa; Arthropoda; Insecta; Hymenoptera; Apidae
Gene: Hmx
Product: H6 family homeobox
Exons: 5
Coding region: 1-1698 (565 amino acids)
Biological process (GO): regulation of transcription by RNA polymerase II
Cellular component (GO): nucleus
Molecular function (GO): RNA polymerase II transcription regulatory region sequence-specific DNA binding; DNA-binding transcription factor activity, RNA polymerase II-specific
Source: RefSeq, a predicted model, not a curated record
AUGUCCGGAGAAACCGAGAUCGAGGUAUCCGUGGUGUCCGAGGAGGAUCUGGAGCUGGAAGGUUCGCGGAGCAGUUCCACGCCGGCAGAGUUGCUUCUGCAGGAGAAAAACGGGAAAUCGGGUUGCGGACUGAACAACCACCACUCGUUCAGCUUCGACGUGGGCAAGCCGGCGCUCAGGCCGGCCUGCAAUCCUCAGUACACGUCCUUCAGCAUCUCUAGUAUCCUUGGCAGGCCCGAGUCGCCGCCGAUCGACUCCACGUCGACCGUGUCGGCCGAGAGACAGUCGUCGGACGUGGACAGGAGUUCGCCGUUGCCGGCGACCAUAGCGCAGAACUCGCAGAGGAUCGGUUCCUCCUGCGACAGUCCGGCUAGGGGUCUGAACAACGCGACCAGCAUGGGGAUCGGUUGUGCUACCAGUGCUACCAGCCCGGCGUCCACCUUCUCUCCGCCCAGCGACGCCACUGCGAACCCUCUGCUCGGUCAUCAAGCGUCGGCCGACUUGGCCAUGCUGUCGAGAUUGGGCCUGAUGUCGUCGUUGAUAGCGGGCCGAUAUCCGGUGGGAAUCGGCGUCGGCGGUGUGUUCUUUCCGUCUACGCUGCAGCACCUUCAUCAGCAACAGCAACACCAGCAUCACUCGCGGCUGGCGGCCGCCUCAUCGGCAUUGAGCAACGCAGUCCAGGUCACGGGCCAAUCGGACAUCGUGGACGCCGACGGCAUUCGCGGCGUCCUGCCCGGUGGCGCCGGUUGGCCGUUUCCAUGGAGGCCGACGCACGGUCUGCAGACGCUGGAGCAUCCGUCGCCGAGCGACGUCGUAGGAACCCUGAGUCGCGUCAGUCCCGCUUCCGCGUCCUUUCCGCAAAGGGCGGAUGACGACCUGGACGACGAGAACGGGGAGGAGCGUCUGCACCGGACACGGAGUCCAUCGACGGGCGACGAGGGCCACGACGAGCUCGGCGAGCAGGACGACUGCCCGGAGGCUGACGGCGAAGGGGAAUCGACGAACUCGACGAGUUUGCACGGCAGUGGCGGCGGCACAGGGACCGGCGGGGGUGGCGGAGGUGGCGGUCAGAACAGCGUGCAGGUCGGCGUGGACGGUCGCGAUUCGAGCAGCAUGAAGCGGAAGAAGAAGACUCGGACGGUGUUCUCGCGAUCGCAGGUGUUCCAGUUGGAGAGCACGUUCGACAUGAAACGCUACCUCUCGUCGUCGGAGCGCGCCGGCCUGGCCGCUUCGCUACGGCUCACCGAGACCCAGGUGAAGAUCUGGUUCCAGAACCGUCGUAACAAGUGGAAGAGGCAACUGGCCGCCGAGCUGGAGGCGGCAAACAUGGCGCACGCGGCCCAGAGACUAGUCAGGGUGCCGAUACUGUAUCACGAGGCGUCCGCCGGAAGCGGAACGUCCGGCAGUGUGUCGGUGUCGGUGGCUGCGCCGCAGGCCGCCGCUGCGCCAGCGUCGGUCGCCACGUCGGCGCUCUCGCACUCGGUCGGCGUCGGAGUCGGCGUCGGUGUCGGCGUCGGCACCUCCUGCCCCCCUACCACCGCCCAGCCGAUCUUCUACUCCCAUCACCAUCAGCACCACCAUCAUCAUCCGGCUCACGUGCAGGCGCACACUCUCCUGCCCCACCAGGUACACCCACAACCGCCGCCACCCCCGCCGCCGCCGCCUAACGGCCAACCACCCCAAUCCUCCUCGCAAUAACACCGUCCGGCUCACGAGACCGU